Candida tropicalis MYA-3404 is the source of this 1341-nucleotide messenger RNA. It is a transcript of the gene ISN1, whose product is annotated as IMP 5'-nucleotidase. The record is from RefSeq and is a predicted model, not a curated record. The transcript has a single exon. Lineage: Eukaryota; Fungi; Ascomycota; Pichiomycetes; Serinales; Debaryomycetaceae. Gene Ontology annotation, molecular function: magnesium ion binding. The coding region runs from base 1 to 1341 and encodes 446 amino acids. Gene Ontology annotation, biological process: nicotinamide riboside biosynthetic process; nicotinic acid riboside biosynthetic process; nucleotide metabolic process.
AUGACAUCAAGGUAUAGAGUUGAAUAUGCAUUGAAAAGUCAUCGUCGAGAUGAAUUCAUUGAAUGGAUUAAAGGAUUAUUGGCUACACCAUUUGUAUUACAUGCAGAUGAUUCCCAUGCAGAUGCACAAUUAGUUGCUGAAGAUUGUCAAAAAAGGUAUUUGGAGAUUUUUAAAGAUGUUGAAAUGUUAGUUCAACAAACUAUAUUUUUUGAUGAAUUAAAUGAAGAACCAGGUAGGAAACAAAUUCAUAGUAGGUUAAGAAAAUUAGUUCCUUCAAUUGGAAGAUUCUUCACUCCUUUACCUUUGGCAGAUGCAUUUUUAUUAGAAGAUGAAAGAAGAGCAAUUUCAAAAAGAAGACUAGUUAGUCCUUCAUUUAAUGAUGUUAGAAUGAUUUUAAAUACUGCUCAAAUUUUAGCAUUAACUAGUAUUUAUAAACAAAAUAAAGGAGCCAGAUUAAAAUUAGUUACAUUUGAUGGUGAUGUGACAUUAUAUGAUGAUGGGAAAUCAUUGGAUGAAAAUAGUUCAGUGGUUCAUAGAUUAAUUAAAUUGUUAAGUUUAGGUUUAUACGUUGGUGUUGUUACGGCUGCUGGAUAUCCAAGACAAAGUGGAGCAGAGAAAUAUUAUGAAAGAUUUAAAGGAUUAAUUGAUCAUUUAAAUAGUGAAAAUUGUACUUUGAAAACUCAUCAAAAAGAAAAUUUCUUUGUUAUGGGAGCAGAAUCAAAUUAUUUAUUCAGAUAUGAUAAUGAAAUGAAAGGAUUAAGAUAUAUUGAUGGUGAUGAAUGGUUUUUACCACAAGUUAGAAAUUGGAAUCCUUCAAAAGUUAAUUAUAUAAUGGAUACCCUUCAUAAACAUUUGGUUUAUUUAAGAAGUAAUUUCAAUUUAGAAGAUUCAACAACAAUUAUUAAAAAAGAAAGAUCAGUUGGUAUUAUUCCUAAUUCGGGUUGUAGGAUAUUAAGAGAGCAAUUGGAAGAAAUGGUUUUAUCAUGUUCAGUUAAAUUAAAUACUAUUCUUGAUUCAUCACAAAAUUUUGCUACUUCAACAGAAGCGCUUUGUCAAACAGAUGAAAUUAAAGUUUGUGCAUUUAAUGGAGGUUCAGAUGUUUGGGUAGAUAUUGGUGAUAAAGCAUUGGGAGUUGAAUCUUUACAAAAAUAUAUUUGUCAUGAUGAAACAUCAGAUGUUUGUCCAAUUUCAAAAGCUGAAAGUUUGCAUAUUGGUGAUCAAUUUGCCAGUUUAGGUGCUAAUGAUUUUAAAGCUAGAUUAAGUGCAUGUACUGUUUGGAUAGCUAAUCCAAGAGAAACCGUGGCAGUAUUAGAUGAUUUGAUUGAUUUUAUAGAAGGUUAA